Messenger RNA from Aspergillus ibericus CBS 121593, 802 nucleotides. RefSeq lists its product as uncharacterized. The record is from RefSeq and is a predicted model, not a curated record. The coding region runs from base 96 to 530 and encodes 144 amino acids. Lineage: Eukaryota; Fungi; Ascomycota; Eurotiomycetes; Eurotiales; Aspergillaceae. The transcript has a single exon.
CACACACACACACACUAGAUAGAUACACAGCGCUGCAAUCCGAUUCAUGAAGCUGGAGGAAGGGAAUGAAUGGGCAGAGCCAAUUAUUGUAAUUUAUGGUACGGAUUACCAGCAGCCGCCAAGAGCCCUCCAACACAGAGAAAGGAACCGACCUGGAAGAAUUUCAACGGCACCUCAGCAGAUCGACAUGGAAGCUGAAGUUGAAACGGAGCAGGAGAGACCAACUAAAGAGACAUCAUAAAAGGCGUGCACAUUACAUUCCCAUUGCCCACUUCGCAGAGCCAUUGGCUUCCCCACUUGUCUGCCCACCGCCAACCACGACGGAGAGGAGACCCUUGGAAAUCCAUGGGAUUUGCCCACCUAAAGUGCUCUCUGACAAGCUAAAACCACCCGCCAGACCCAGCACUAACCGCCCACUCCGUCCGUACAUACCAAACCUUGCCUGUGGUUGUUACUGCUUGUUACAGGCCUUUGUCUGGCUCUCUCUCCGGCUCUCCAGCGGGCGGUCUCCUCUUCCAACCAAACUCUGAUAAUCGAUCAUUCGAUCGACUCCUCCUCCUCCUGCUAUCUACUACGACAUCUCCUCCUUCUCCUCCUCCGGCCGGCAAUUCUGACCGACCUGGAACGUCUGACGACUUUCCCCUUUGGUCUGGAUAAUUUGGACCUAUUGUUACUUUCUUCCUCUUCCUCCUACCCCCUCCGUCUUUACCUUUCCUUCUUCUUUCUUGCAUCUUCUUCCUCAUCCUCUUCUCCACUUCCCGUCUUUCCUCCCGGAUCCGCGUCUCCCCUCUUUUCUCCCCCU